AUGCCAACAGUCUUACUGCCAUCCUCCGCGGCCGCCUUCGCGCCACGAUCGUCACCGAAUGUCGUGUUGACCACCAAGGUUGCACCGUGGUUGACCGCAACCUUGAAGCGGGUCAACCGGGUCAAACGUCCGUUGAACAAUGUCACCCAACAUACCCGGUGUCUGACAGAGACCUUGUCGUCGCCAAAUGCCAUCUGGACGCUGUGCUCCAUGAUGUUCACCAAAGCCCCCGAGGCCGAGUUAGAGAAGGAUACAAAUUUGCUUUGGGAAUCGAUCCAUCACUACCAGACCAUCCAUGUCGAGGCCUAUGUCGUCCACGUCGACAUGGUCUCCCGGAAUGAAGUGGCCUUCAAACUAACCCCGGAGACGAUCGAAUCUCUCGUCGACUUCCACAAGGAAAUCUACUCCGUGGAUGCCGUCGCCAACACCUACAACUGGUCUGGAAAGCACGCCCAGCUGAAGAAGCUGCAGGAGGAGUUCGUCCAAGCCGCCAACAAGUUCGUCUACCGCACCGAUGCCGACGCCCUCGAGGGACUGGAAGAAGACGGUGCCGGAGAACUACUGUGCGGCCGCAGCGAAGAAGUGAAGAACGCCAUCGGGAACCUCUUCGUGCCACUGAUUCCUCCACCACCUCCAAUGGUGGAAGUCAUGCGGCCCGUCCCUCUUCUCCCCAGCUCAACUGGGCCCGAACCCUGGUGGAACGUGCCCGCGCCCGAGUCGUGGAAAGUACUGCCGCCCAGCCCCAACUCGACAACGGGUGAUUCUAAUGUGAAUCUCUGGGCUAGUUGCAAUAUCAGUGAUGCGCAGCUGUCCCCGACCCCGUCCUACAGUCAGCCUUUCACCACUUCCUUCGGGUACGACGGUAUGUCAACUUGUAUGCCAACUUGCAUGCCCGCCACGUCCGCAGUCAGCGCCCUCCCGUUGCCGAGCACGUUGAUUCAACCGUGCGCCACUUCUGUCAACAUGAUGGGCUUCGGUUGGGGAGAUUUCAAUGCCUUGCCCUACGGCACCAUUGCUUAG
Penicillium olsonii is the source of this 1020-nucleotide messenger RNA. Lineage: Eukaryota; Fungi; Ascomycota; Eurotiomycetes; Eurotiales; Aspergillaceae. The record is from the annotation of a GenBank genome assembly.